UUCUCUCAUAGUCUGUGUCUUACCUACGAGCGAGGCAAGCAAAUGACCUUUUCAAAAGGUCAAACGCAAAACCAAAACCUCAAUGUCUUAAACAAACGCUUCUUCUUCAAUCCUCUGCAAUUUCAAUUCCAUUCCCACACUUUCAUUUCAUCCUCUAUAAUUUUCCAAUUCCUUUUCCCUUUCUCAAAUUCUCUCUCUAUCAACUAACACAACACAAGCUUCUCUUUCAGCUCCAUGGUGGGUUCCAAUUCUCCGUUUUAGUCCAUUAUUUCCCACAGUUCCCUCAUCUGGGUAUCCUCAAUCACCUUCCAACUCUGAUUCACCUUCGAUCUUGUGGUCAAAGUUUGCAGCUUUGACUUUUUCUCAACAUGGGUGGGAGCGAGAGCUCGAAGGGUGUGGUUAUGGGUCGUUUGGUUGAGUGCGUGAAGGAGAUUUCUGGGUUGCCAGAGUGUCAGAACUUUUGCAAGAGGGUGUAUGGGAAUUUGGUUCGUAGAGUGAAGCUGUUGAGUCCUCUCUUCGAGGAAUUGAAGGAUAGUGAUGAGUCCCUAAGCGAUGAACAGCUUCAAAGCUUUGAGUCUCUUUUGGUUGCUUUGGAUUCAGCUAAGACCCUUUUAAAGGCUGUGAACCAAGGGAGUAAGCUUUAUCAGGCUUUGCAGAGGAAUGAUACAGCAGAUAAGUUCCAAAAAGUAACCGAAAAAAUUGAAGCUGUGCUCAGUGAAAUUCCUUACAACAAACUUGAGAUAUCAGAGGAAGUUCGAGAACAGAUUGAACUGGUGCAUGCUCAAUUCAAAAGAGCCAAAGCUCAAACAGAAUUUGUUGAUAUUCAACUAGACCUGGAUAUGGCAUUAGCACAAAAAGAAAAAGACCCUGAGCCUGCUAUACUCAAAAGACUUUCUGAGAAGUUGCAUCUGAAGACAAUAAAUGACCUAAGGAAAGAGUCUACUGAAUUGCAUGAAUUGUUGAUCACAAACGGUGAAGUAGGAGACUCUUUUGAAAUGAUCACAUCCCUUCUUAGCAAACUGAGGGAUUGUGUGCUCAAAGAAAAUCCAGAAGUUGACACCAGUGAAUGUGAAAAAUUGUCAGUUAAGCACAGGUCUCCUGUGAUCCCAGAUGAUUUUCGAUGUCCUAUAUCUCUUGAACUAAUGAAAGAUCCUGUAAUUGUCUCUACCGGUCAGACAUAUGAAAGAUCUUGCAUUCAAAAAUGGCUUGAUGCUGGUCACAAAACCUGCCCCAAGACACAGCAAACACUUGUACAUACAGCCCUCACCCCUAACUAUGUUUUAAAGAGUCUGAUUGCUUUGUGGUGCGAAAGCAAUGGCAUCGAGCUACCCAAGAAGCAAGGGAGCUGUAGAACAAAGAAGUGUGGUCCAAGCAGUCUUUCAGAUUGUGAUCGAAAUGCUAUUAGUGCUUUAUUGUAUAAACUAAUGAGUAGCGACAUAGAACAGCAAAGGGCAGCUGCUGGUGAGCUCCGGUUGCUGGCUAAGAGGAAUGCAGAUAACCGAGUAUGCAUUGCUGAGGCAGGAGCAAUACCACCUCUUGUAGACUUGUUGUCUUCUUCAGAUCCUCGAACUCAGGAGCACGCUGUUACUGCACUUCUCAAUCUUUCGAUCAAUGACAGUAACAAAGGGACCAUAGUAAAUGCCGGAGCCAUACCAGAUAUUGUAGAUGUACUGAAAAAUGGAAGCAUGGAGGCUAGAGAAAAUGCAGCUGCAACUCUCUUCAGUUUAUCUGUUCUAGACGAGAACAAGGUGCAAAUAGGUGCUGCCGGAGCUAUUCCUGCUCUUAUAAAGUUACUUUGUGAAGGUACUCCUAGAGGUAAGAAGGAUGCUGCUACUGCUAUCUUUAAUCUAUCUAUUUACCAGGGAAACAAAGCAAGAGCUAUAAAAGCUGGUAUAGUAGCCCCUCUGAUACAAUUUCUGAAGGAUGCUGGGGGUGGCAUGGUAGAUGAAGCACUAGCUAUAUUGGCAAUCCUUGUAAACCACCAUGAAGGCAGGGUAGCGAUCGGUCAGGCGGAGCCAAUCCCUACUCUAGUUGAGGUUAUACGAACCGGCUCUCCACGCAACCGCGAGAAUGCUGUCGCUGUCUUGUGGUCGCUAUGCACUGGAGAUCCACUGCAAUUAAAACUAGCAAAAGAACAUGGUGCAGAAGCUGCACUGCAGGAGUUAUUAGAAAAUGGAACUGAUAGAGCUAAGAGAAAAGCUGGUAGCAUAUUGGAACUCUUGCAACGAAUGGAAGGGGAUGAUAACCUGCGAAAUUCUUAGUCUCGGUGUUAUUUUAUUAUAUAGCUCAUAGAUGGUCAGAGAAUUAUGUAUUAUAAACCAUUGGCACGAGAUAAUACUGUAUUCAUCUUUCAUAUGUAAACUGUGAAAUUUUGUAUUAUGUUUUUAUUUGUCUGUAUAGGGAAUGCUGUAAAUUGUGUAUUGAAGAUGUCACGCGAGGAUUAUAGAUGGAAUAAGUUUCUGCCAUUGUCUUUCAUAGCGAAGUUUGUAAUUCUUGGAACUUACUGUUGUAGUAAAAGCCAAAAUUUAAGGCUGUAAACAACCAGACUGGAGCUAUGGUAUUCUUAUGCUUUUGUUCAAUUAAUA
Cajanus cajan (pigeon pea) is the source of this 2585-nucleotide messenger RNA. It is a transcript of the gene PUB14, whose product is annotated as plant U-box 14. Lineage: Eukaryota; Viridiplantae; Streptophyta; Magnoliopsida; Fabales; Fabaceae. Gene Ontology annotation, molecular function: protein binding; ubiquitin-protein transferase activity. Gene Ontology annotation, biological process: protein ubiquitination; cell surface receptor signaling pathway. The record is from RefSeq and is a predicted model, not a curated record.